Molecule: messenger RNA, 1872 nt
Organism: Pundamilia nyererei
Lineage: Eukaryota; Metazoa; Chordata; Actinopteri; Cichliformes; Cichlidae
Exons: 6
Coding region: 536-1399 (287 amino acids)
Cellular component (GO): cell-cell junction; membrane
Source: RefSeq, a predicted model, not a curated record
AAAUAUGCUGUAUUGUCCAGGGAGCGUAUGCUAGAACACAGGCCCAGGAAAGGAGCAGGGUGGUGCUUAUAAUAAAAAGGGGGUGGUUUUACAAUAGACAGUUCAACUUAUUUAAAGCACAAAGCAGAAAAGAGCAUUGACUGUACAGGAAGUGGUGGUGGGGUGGGAGGUAGACUGUUGGAAAAGAAAAUGACGCCUACGUGACACACAAGGGUUGGACAUGACGAGAAGGGGGAAAAGGCCAGAGAGAAGAGAAGAAGCUCCAGAAGACAUCUGGCUUUACUGCUGUUUCAAACUGGAAUAUUUCUUACAAUGGCAAGCCCUUUAAAGGUAUUGCGGUGUUUUGGGCCAUAAUUCUUCUCACUGAGGUGAACUGCGCUGCACUUUAACCUCUAAGAAAGUCAAUACAGAGCAGAAGACCUCUGACUCAACUGUGCUGUCUGUCUCGGGUUUAGAAAGGUGGUGUUAUUAUUCUUGCUGCAGUGGCACCCCUGCUGCCUGAGUACAGAGGAAAUUGUGUGCCGCUGCUGAGGUCAUGGACAAAUUCCUCUUUCUCUACUCUCCGUCUACAUCAGCAGGUGUUAUGGAUCUACAGUAUUUCCUGUGCUGGAGAAUUGCCCCACUGUUUCUCUUGAUGCCAUGUGGGCUCCAUUGUAUGUCAGUGCACAUCCUCAAUGAAGAGCCGGUGUAUGUAAUCCCCGGAUCCAGCCUGGAUCUGAAAGCCCAGAUCAAGCGUGGUCACCUGGAAGACAUCUCCACAAUAACCUGGGAACACGAGCCGGAAACGGGGUUUAAUAUUGAGAGAGUGACACUGGCCACGUGCUCUGGCAGGAGUCUCAAGUGUGCUGGUACGAGGCCAAAUGUCCGUGUGAGCACCGAGCAGCAGGAGACGACACUCCAGAUUAAUGGAUACACCACAGCGGACAGCGGCGUGUACAGUCUGACUGUGACAGAUCGCCAAGGAGCCAACACCUCCACACAAUGCAUCGUCAGGGAAUACGAGGCAGUCCACCACGUCUCCGUCAGCAUUAACGUGUCCCACUCCUUGCUUGUUUGUACCGAGGCCUGGGGGACUGAUCCCAGAUUCAGCUGGCGCCACGAGAGUGCCGACAUCACCAAGGCGGUGGGCAAAGUCUCCAACAAUGGAACAAUAUUAAUUAUUACCAUUUCUCCACUCUGUGGCCACUUCACCUGCAUUGUUAGCAACAAGCUCGGCCAUAGUUCCGCCACCUACACUGCAGCACCUUGUGAGACCGAGAACAGAAGUGCGACGGCAGCUGUAGUCUGUCUCCUGCUCCUGCUGAGUUUAGGAGGAGUGCUCGCAUUUCUGCUGUGGAGGAGGUACAGGCACAAUAACAGAGGAGAAAGGCUGCACGAGCAUUUAGAUGACACCAUCUAAAAAAAAAAGUGCCUGAGCCACAUUAUGCUGCUCAGGUGUCUCAGAGAGGAGAACAGGAAGAGCACUGGCCUAUGGGGGAGGGCCUUCCUGUCCUGUGAGCACUAUGACCUUUCACUGCACUGAAACAAUGUGAAGAGCGAACCGCUUCUGGACAGAUAAAAAAAAAUAUAUAUAUAAAAAAGUGGAUAUGUGGAUUGAAGGGCCAGCCUUAUACUGCCUCCCGCUGGGCUUUACCUGAAACUGUUCAAUAAGCAUUCAUUUUGUAACCUUGUGUUAACUAAGCUGUAUGCUUAAAAUAUGCUGUAAAAUAUUGCCUUUAUGCUGAAAUCCCUCUACGUAAUGUGAUGGAAAUCAACAGAUCACAAAGAUUGUUUAAAUUAACGGUGCUUUUUGUUAUUUUAUUUCCUUCAAGCAUGUAUUUUCACAGAUAUGCGACAAGCUUAUCAGCCUUCCAAUAAAGUUUGAAAGCAGGA